AUGUUGGAGUUUAUGGAUUAUGUGCAAUUUGCAUUUUAUAAUGCAACGAAAUGGAAUUACGAGAAUUCGUACUCACAGUUGACUGCUACUGCGAAAGGACUUCUUGAUUUUGAAACUCCAGGCGGUCUCCGAUUCAAUCUUUCAUCCCUCAGUUCUCCCAACUUUGCGACUUCGUAUGCGCUAGGUAGCGUAGGGCUUGUCGAUGGAUCUCUCUCCUACCUCUAUUCCACACUACCCCUUCGCACGACUUCGCAGAGUGCAAAGAUCGAUUUGCAUGAAAUAAUACGUGGGUAUCGACAAAUUCAAGAACUAAGGAGCGUCGACGAAUCAUGGAUGUGGGAGCAAUGGCACGGGGGAAGAAGAGUUGAUAAACGGGAUACGUUACUUUAUGGACGGCUUUACUUGCCGCAGAGUACGCUUGAGGCGUUGUAUUUAAGGAGGAUUAGUCCAACGCAGCAGGUGAGGAUAACGGCUGUUAGUGACAGUAGGCUGAGGAAUGGGGGAACGAUGUUGGCGUUGCAUCAGUAUGACACGGGGAAAUAUAGCACGGAGACGUUGUAUUCGACUGAUGGGGGGUUAUUGGGGUUGAGGGGAUUAUAUAAUUUUGGACCGGAUCCAAGGAAAGAGGUCACGGAACCGCCUAAACAAAUGUCGAGGAUUGAUGAUAAGUUUUAUGGACGAUUUAGUGCCGGGGCGGAACUUUAUUAUGGGACUUUGAAUAAAUCUGGGGGAGUUAGUGUUGGGGGGAGGUUUGCGACGUUACCGGCGCACAAGGGAAUUCCGUUGACAGCGACGUUGACGCUUAAUCCGUUGAUGGGAAAUAUCAGUUCGACGUAUGCUGUGAAGGCAGGCAAAAACUUGUCUCUAUGUUCCAGGCUAGACUUCAAUGUCUAUAGUUACGAGAGUGACCUGGUAAUUGGGUGUGAAUUGUGGAAGAUGAAAGCACCGGUCGAGGAGCGCAGAGUAAGGAGUAUGGAAGCAAAGCUUGCAUGGAAACUCGAUGAAGUGGACUUGGAAAAGGAAAAGAAACCUGAAGAGGUUGCGGGAGUAUUGAAAGCAAGGAUUGAUCAGAACUUGAAGGUGGGAUUAGUGUGGGAGGGGAGAGUGAAGGAAUUGUUGUUCACUCUUGGUACUUCGAUUGAUAUGAACAGGAGAGAUCAACCAUUUAGGGCUCUGGGACUGGAAUUGCAAUAUUCUUCGUGA
Messenger RNA from Sclerotinia borealis F-4128, 1203 nucleotides. The record is from the annotation of a GenBank genome assembly. Lineage: Eukaryota; Fungi; Ascomycota; Leotiomycetes; Helotiales; Sclerotiniaceae.